AUGUACACCAAUAUGCGCGAGAGAGAAGAGUUUUAUAGAGGUUGUUCAUCAGGACAAUCUAGUCAAGCACCACCACCAACAGCCAGAGCACUUGGUUUGGAUGCCUUGCAUGGAUUGUGUAAAGAAAUUUAUCCGGACCAACCUAAUCCUCUCACUGUCACAGCUGUUGUGAAAUAUUGGUUGGGUGGUCCUGAUCCUCUCGACUAUAUAAGCAUGUACGAAAAUCCUGGCUGUCCCGAACUAGGCGUGCCACCGCAUUGGCAUUACGUGAGUUUGGGUCUUUCCGAUUUGCACGGAGAUGGACGACUACAUCCAAAAAGUGGUCCAGGUCGUCCAAGUGGUUUUGGUUUUGAGCUUACCUUUAGAUUGGUACGAGAAAGAGGCGAAACGACUCCACCCACCUGGCCGGCAAAUGUAAUGCAACAACUAGCUAAAUACGUCUUUAACUCUGGUAACAUGCUGCUUCCUGGUGAUCAUGUUUCAUGGCACGCUCCUUUGGACAAUGGCAGUGGUCGCAUCACGCAAAUUUUAAUGGGCAGAGAUCCUCAACUGCCUACAUCAGUCUCCACUCCUCAUGGCGAAGUUUCAUUCGUACAAAUUGUGGGAGUUACUUCUGAGGAAUUACAAGCAGCUCAACAUUGGAAUGGUCUGGGUGUAGUAAAUCUUUUGAAAACGACUAGGGGUUGCGGGCCUUGGUUGUUGACGGAUAUGAAAAGGAUGCAUUCUGUUAUGGAGGAGGAUCCUUCCGUUGCAGAGAAAAUUCAAUGUGGUAUUGAGAGGGAAGGAUCCAAUUUGAGUGGCGUUUCUGCAAAGUGCUGGUGGGUACAAGUUAGCGGUGACAAGAGUACGGAAAAAUAUAGAGAAAUUAAAGAAGAUUCCGACGACGAAGAUAUUAAACCCAUAAUAAAGACAGAAAGAUUAUCUCCUUGUGAACAAGAGAGAGAUACAGGCUUUUCUGAUAUUAAUUGUGUCAAAGUUUUACCGGGACUACAUUUAACGUUUAACCUCGAAGCUGGAUCCUUGUUGCCAUUAGCGAUAAAAGGACGAGUUAUGCACGGAAGGCAUUUUACGUUUAAAUCGAUAUUGUCUCACACAGCUGUGACGAUAGUAGCACCCUCGGUUACGGGUACUUUGGUAUCCAAAGAAAAACCAUAUGUUGUUCAAGGUCCUUGGUUACAAGUUUUACUUCCCGAAGAUUUGUCAGAGAAAAUGGCAAACGAAUUUCAGAUCUUAAAUUCACCAGAAGAAAUUCAAUUGCCAAAAACAUUUUCUUGGCCCGAACAUAAGUUGGUUAUAACCGUUGUGAAUGACUGAAAAAAAAAAAAAA
Molecule: messenger RNA, 1327 nt
Organism: Vespa mandarinia (Asian giant hornet)
Lineage: Eukaryota; Metazoa; Arthropoda; Insecta; Hymenoptera; Vespidae
Gene: Su(fu)
Product: suppressor of fused
Cellular component (GO): cytoplasm; nucleus
Molecular function (GO): transcription factor binding
Source: RefSeq, a predicted model, not a curated record